CAUUGUCAAGUUCUCCACGUUUUGUUUUGAUAACAACAAUCUCGUUGUGGUUUUCCAAUGCUGCGAGCGCAGUCGAAGAUCUAGCUAGAGGCAGAGAACGUUCUCUUCUCCCUGAUCCUCUGGAAAGUUCUUAGCCGAUGGCGAUCUUCUACGCUUUGGUGGCCAGAGGCACGGUGGUGCUGGCGGAGUUCAGCGCCGUCACCGGCAACACCGGCGCCGUCGCCCGCCGCAUUCUUGAGAAGCUUCCGGCGGAGUCCGACUCCAGGCUCUGCUUCUCUCAGGAUCGCUACAUCUUCCACAUACUCCGAUCCGAUGGCAUCACCUACGUCUGUAUGGCCAACGACACCUUCGGAAGGAGAAUCCCUUUCUCGUACUUGGAAGAUAUCCAAAUGAGGUUUAUGAAGAACUACAGUAGAGUUGCCAAUUAUGCACCAGCAUAUGCAAUGAAUGAUGAAUUUUCAAGGGUUUUGCAUCAGCAGAUGGAAUUUUUUUCUAGUAAUGCAAGCGCCGAUACCCUCAAUCGUGUGAGAGGAGAAGUUGGCGAGAUACGCACUAUCAUGGUGGACAAUAUUGAGAAAAUAUUGGAGAGAGGUGACCGGAUUGAGCUUCUUGUUGAUAAGACAGCAACAAUGCAAGACAGUGCAUUUCACUUUAGAAAACAGUCAAAGCGCCUUCGAAGAGCUCUUUGGAUGAAAAACUUUAAACUCCUGGCCUUAUUGACAUGCUUGAUUGUUAUUGUUCUUUAUUUAAUAAUCGCUGCUUGUUGUGGAGGCAUCUCUCUACCGUCCUGCAGAUCCUAAAUUGUCACUCCGGCCAGUUUAUUUAUUUUCUGAGCUCUGCAACUAUCAAGAUCGUUCCUGUCAAUAUGUACAUUGGACGAAACUUUAGUAUUUCAGAUUCAAAUUUAUGAGCUGAGUGGAUAAAUUUGAUAAAGAAUUCAGAAACUGUUACAUUUUCUUGUUUAUGUUGUUUUUGGUUCUGUAUUAUAGAAGUUCACGCUGCAGUCUGAUAAGAUACUAUUCUAUGAUUAUGGGGCAUCCUUCUGUAAAUGUGGAUUUUUAUUAUCUUUGAUAAAUCUAAGUUUAAAUUGUUUUUAGCAUUAGAGAUGAGAAUGAUUA
Glycine soja is the source of this 1118-nucleotide messenger RNA. Its product is annotated as vesicle-associated membrane protein 714. Gene Ontology annotation, biological process: vesicle-mediated transport. NCBI's taxonomy places the organism in Eukaryota, Viridiplantae, Streptophyta, Magnoliopsida, Fabales, Fabaceae. The transcript is spliced from 4 exons. Bases 138 to 800 code for a protein of 220 amino acids. The record is from RefSeq and is a predicted model, not a curated record. Gene Ontology annotation, cellular component: membrane.